UAAAAGAUUCAUAGUGCGUCUUGGACUCUAGCCUGGUCGGAUGUGCCUUUCCCACCUGUCCUAUUGGGUUGCUUUUUUUUUUCGACCCUCUUCGAAUCGCUCCCAAUCGGAAAAAAGAGUGACAGCCAAGAAUUGUUUGAUUCCUCCCCCUCUUUGGCCGUCGAGUGAUUUAUCAGAGUUUUUCUCGCAAUCGACGCUAUUUUUCGUCUCGUUAUCUUGACUGAAGCAACUUGUGAGGAAAACAAAGUUCUUUGGCGGAUCGCUGAAAGAAAAUGACUUUUACUUUCCGUUUGAGUUUACUGCUGCUCGUGGCCGCGUGGAAUUUCGAACCGGCCUCUACCGCCAACAUCCUUUUCUUAUCGCCCAUCACGUCCUACAGCCACACGCAUUUCUUCUUUUACACGAUCAAAGCGUUGGCCAGCCGCGGCCAUACCAUCACCCACUGGAACGGUUUAAAGCCGAGAGAAGACAUAAGAAAUGUCACUCACUUGCAUUCGACCGGUUUGCAGAAAGUGAACAGCCGACACGACAUCGGUUUCGACACCAACAAUCCGCUCAAAUUGUGGUUCAAACAUCCCGAACGGAUGGCCAAUGUUUGUAAAACUUGCUACAACGAUCCCGUCUUUCAUCAGCUGAUUACGAGCAGAGAACAGUUCGAUUUGAUUGUUAUCGAAGCUUUUAUGAACGAGUGCGUGCUGCCGCUGGUGCAACAUUUCCGCGCGCCUUUCAUCUACUUGAGCGGACUGCCUCCGCUACCCUGGAUGUUCGAGUCUACGUGCUCGCCCAUGUCUACUCAAGAAUAUCCGGUGCUCGUGACCGAUUUCACGGACGAGAUGAACCUAUUCCAGCGGACAAUCAACAUCGUAGUUAGCACGGCGAUGAUCUACUUUAGGAAUUGGUUCAUAUUGCCCAGGGUGGACGUCGAAGCCCGACACGCUUGGAUCAACUCCAGCGAACCCCUUCCGACUGUCAAAGAGAUCGAAAAUCGAUUAAGCCUUUUCAUUACCAACAGCCAGCCGAGCCUCACUUACCAUUACUUCAAGUCAUCGACCAUCGUCGACGCUGGAGGGCUUCAUUUGCGACCGCCCAAACCGCUGCCAAAGGAUGUCGAGGCUUUUGUGAAUGGGUCUGCAGACGCGGGAUUCAUCGUGCUGAGCUUCGGCUCUAUCGUGCAUGGGUCGGGAAUGCCUGAGGCGACGCGCAAGAUUUUUGUGGCCGCUUUCUCCCGUUUACCGCAAAGGAUUUUAUGGAAGUGGGAAGACGAGUCGGGCAUGGAUGAUCUUCCGGCCAACGUACGACUCUACACCUGGCUUCCUCCUCUCCUUGACCUACUGGCUCAUCCUAAAAUGCGCUUACUAAUGACUCACGGCGGACUGUACAGCAAUCAAGAGACCGUAUGGAGCGGCGUACCCCUCAUUGGUUUCCCCGUUUUCGGUGACCAAUCGAACUAUGUCUCAAAGGCGGAAAAAGACGGCUACGCCAUUAAAUUGGACUGGAUGACGCUAACAGAAGAUACCCUCUACAAUUCGAUUCACGAAAUCAUCACCAAUCCAAAGUACAAAGAGAACGUUCAAAAGUUGUCUAGUUUAAUGAGAGAACAAAUCGAAAUGGAUCGGCCCCUUGAACGAGCUGUUCACGCUAUCGAGCACGUCGCACGUCAUCACGGCGCACCUCAUUUACGUCCGGCUUCGUGCAGACUAAACAUGUUGCAGCGUGAAUCGAUGGACGUGACGCUAUUACUGGUGCUAAUUAUACUGGCUCUGGCUUACCUGGUUGUUUUUAUUGUCCGUUCAUCGGCGUCCAGAGUUUUGAAAUGGACGAAAACAGACCAAAUGAAGAAGAAAACCCAGUGAAUUCUAAAAAUGAAUUGGAAAAAAAAAGCAGGUUUUAAAAUUUUUUUAAACACAUAAACCGACCAAUCUAUUAUUUUAGUGGAAUUAAACAAUAUCGUUAAUCAAAUAUCGACCUGUAAUAUGCUAAACGUUGAAAAUUCAUCAUGAUUUUUGUGCUCAUCACAACCCAAUUACCUAUAAAUGACAUUUUUUUUCCAAACUAUGCCUUUUCCCCCUUAAAAAAAAAGACAAAACUUUGUGUGAAUACGCUUGACAAUAUAAAAGUACAAUACUUUUUUUUUUUCUA
This is a messenger RNA of Daphnia magna, 2139 nucleotides long. Its product is annotated as UDP-glycosyltransferase UGT5. Gene Ontology annotation, molecular function: UDP-glycosyltransferase activity. The coding region runs from base 273 to 1853 and encodes 526 amino acids. NCBI's taxonomy places the organism in Eukaryota, Metazoa, Arthropoda, Branchiopoda, Diplostraca, Daphniidae. The record is from RefSeq and is a predicted model, not a curated record. The transcript is spliced from 4 exons.